Molecule: messenger RNA, 3787 nt
Organism: Etheostoma cragini (Arkansas darter)
Lineage: Eukaryota; Metazoa; Chordata; Actinopteri; Perciformes; Percidae
Gene: flt3
Product: fms related receptor tyrosine kinase 3
Exons: 24
Coding region: 79-3147 (1022 amino acids)
Biological process (GO): protein phosphorylation; multicellular organism development; positive regulation of kinase activity
Cellular component (GO): signaling receptor complex
Molecular function (GO): transmembrane receptor protein tyrosine kinase activity; ATP binding
Source: RefSeq, a predicted model, not a curated record
UCGCACACAUACUCUACAUCAAAGUUUUGCUGUCUGACCCGGUCAUGAGUAUGUGACACUGACAGAAAGAAAGCAUCAAUGCGGAGGCAUAGAAAUAUGAUUGCGGCUGUCUUACUGCUGUGCGCUGUUGAGCUUCACUGCUCCGAUGGUGUGUCAGAGCAGGAUCAGGCCUGUGUGCCCAGUCAUGAGGCAGCAUGUUUUGUGCCAGCUGACUAUUUGAAUGUGCCUGGUUCUGUGGACGUAGAGGUGUGUGUUGGCAAGAAACUCAUCAUCUCCCUGGAGCACUUCUCUAAAUACCCCGUACGCUGGAUCAGAGGAGCAGACCCAAUACUGACAGUUAAUGGAAGUCACUUCUUGGUCCUACCACCACUUUCUGAGAGAGAUUCAGGGGAGUACACACUGAGCUUUGAAACUAGCAAUGGGACCAGGACUUCAAUGACCAUAGCUCUGCGUGUUGUAAUGAAACAUCCCACAAAACCAAAGCUGAUACUGGACAAAGUAGAUGUCGAAAUGACUUCCCCUCAUUUCAAAUGCAUCUCUGAGGACUGUCCAAAGCCCACACUUAAAUUGUCUGGAAACCAUGGGAUAAAUGUUCCUUCAAAUAGUGGAUGGGGAGCUAUUACAAUCACCAGUAGUAAAUAUUAUGACAAAGGAGUGAUGUGCUGUGCUACUAAUGCUGAAGGACAAGAAUGCUCCCAACUGUAUGACUAUGACCUAGAGAGUGACUUUAUGAAAAAUGAUGAGGUAGUUAACAUCACUGUGAGCCCUGGUCAGCCUUUACUUCUUCGCUGCCGAAUACAACAAUAUGGAAAGCCGUCACUUGUGUGGGAGAUUGGCGGCAAAACAAUGGAUGCCAAAACAUUAGCUUGCUCUUCUAAAGUGAAGAAGGAGGUCUGCAUUAAAAAUGACUCACAUGGAAGAAGUCAGAUGGCCUACCUGUUCAUCGAAUCACUUAGUGUGAACCACAGUGGCACUUACAUCUGCAGGAGAGAGAACAACAAAACAAAGUCUGUUGACAUUCAUGUCCAAGCUGAGGGUUUCCUCUCUGUCCAGCUGGAUAAGAGUAGGAUCAUAUCAGUUCAGAAUGGAUCUCACUCCUGUUUGGAAGCCAGUGUUUCCUACCACCCUGUUCUCCAGCACUGUUCCUGGGAAGCUCCUGAUAAAAACAGGACUAAAUGCAAGAGGGACAGUUGGGUAACAAAACACAGGACUGUGAAGCUAUGUGGCGCACUCAAAUCAGGAGAUUAUAAAUUACAUUUGGAGGCUGGAGGACAAAAAGAAACAAAGACCAUAUCAGUGUGUGUUGUAGGCAGACCAAAGUUUACAUUCCGGAACAACGACAAUGAUCUCUACACAUUUGAGACUGUGAGUCUUGUGCCAGCAAACUAUACCUGGAAGUCUUGUUCUUUGUCCAACAAUGGCAGCUGUGAAACGGACCAUUCCUGGAAGGAGAUCCCAGGUGCCUCUAAAACAGACUCUGAUGUCUUUUGUAAGAAGACAAUCAAGAGCUCUCUUAGCAGACAUCUAGUAGAAGGACACCUUUUAAGUUUUUGCCUGACAAAUUCAGUUGGUUCCUGGUGCCAAGCUCAAUACUUAUACCCAGAUUUGCCCCAGGCCCUCACAGGUGUUUCCCAUAUUGAUGACGGCACCAUGAUAGUGCUAAAAGCAGGCAGUAUGUUUCUGCUCCUGGCUUUGGUGGUAGUUAGCGUGGUGCUCUUGUACUUUGUCAAAAAGAAGAAACCCAAGUAUCAGCCCCAGCUUCAGAUAAUUCAGAUGGUUGGACCCAAUGACAAUGAUUACAUCUACAUAAACUUCAAGGAGUUUGGGUAUGACCAGAAAUGGGAGUUUCCCAGGGAGAACCUGGAACUGGGUCAGGAGCUGGGCUCUGGGGCCUUUGGCAAGGUGGUCCAGGCUACAGCUUAUGGCAUCAACAAGCCUGGAGUCUCACAGCAGGUGGCCGUCAAGAUGCUUAAAGAGAAACACCAGACAGUGGAGAAGGAGGCUCUGAUGUCUGAGCUCAAGAUGAUGACUCACAUCGGUCACCAUACCAACAUUGUUAAUCUGCUUGGGGCAUGCACAGACUCAGGACCCAUAUACCUGAUUUUCCAGUACUGCCGUUAUGGAGAUCUACUGAACUUCCUAAAGACAAACAGAGUAUGCUACCACAAGUCUGUGACCGAUGCUUUCAACAAGGACCGUUUCAGCAGCAUUUACCACAACCAGCUGCCCAGGAAAAGCUCUGAGUGGGAACAAUGGGAAUCAAGUGAGCAGCACACAGCAGAGGGAAAUUACAUGCCCAUGUUCGGCUCCUCCACCAGAGGGCAGGAGGACAUCGCCCUGCUCUCCAUCAGCUCUGGUGACGGUGAAGGUGAAGACCCAGCGACCUGUGAAGACCCGGACGAUCAGACUGAUGACCUGCAAACCCUGACCUUUGAUGACCUGCUCUGCUUUGCCUAUCAAGUGGCCAAAGGCAUGGAGUUCCUCUCCUCCAAGAAUUGUAUCCAUCGAGACCUGGCAGCUCGAAACGUGUUAGUGACAAAUGGCAGACUGGUGAAAAUUGGUGACUUCGGACUGGCCAGGGACAUCGAAAACGACUCCAACUAUGUUGUUAGAGGAAAUGUGCGUUUGCCAGUGAAGUGGAUGGCACCAGAGAGUACCUUUCAGGGGAUCUACACCAUGAAGAGUGACGUCUGGGCUUAUGGCAUUCUCCUUUGGGAAAUCUUCUCACUUGGUGUUACUCCGUACCCUGGCAUGAAGGUGGAUCACAUGUUCUAUACAAAGAUCGAGAGAGGAUUUAAGAUGGAGUGUCCAUACUACGCCGACGAGUCUGUGUACUGGGUGAUGUGUAAGUGUUGGGCUCUGGAUCCCUGCGACCGGCCAUCUUUCUCCAAACUGGUGUCCUUAAUGUGUGAUCAGCUGAGAGACAGAGAGGAAAAGCUUUACCACAACAUUCUCGACCAGACAUCCAGCGAAUACCAGAACCCAUCAGCCAUUCUGGACAUUUUCGCUUUGACAAACCUGAAUGAGAACAAGACUGCCAAUGAUUACUGUCAAACCCAUGCAACUGAAGAAAGUAAAGCAGAAGUGUCCGAUUCUGACACUGUGGCAGCUGAGGAGAAGCUUGUGAAGCCAUCUGAUACGGAGUGAUAACAUAUCACUGAGUGCAUGUUGAUCAAAUGUUCAAAACCAUAUUAUUAUUUAAGAUGUUUUUUAUAGUGACAGUAGAAUGCACUUGCUUUUUAUUCUAUUACAAUAUGCUAAAAAAACAAGAUUUAACUAUGUAAAUAGAAUUUGAUGACUAUAUUAAUAUGAAAAUCGGGUCUGGAUUUUUAAAAAAAUGUUUAUUGUGCAGCCAAAAAAGGAUAACAGUUUAAUAAACGGAUUCUAAACAGUCGAGAGAUGUAAGAUGGGUUUUUACUUUAUUAUAGGUCUACAGUAUAUACUGUGUAGCAACUGAUCAAUUUAAAGUUUUAGAUGUGAUCAUAUACCAUAUAUCAUAGUGUUAUGCUGUUAAAUGUGAUGGUAAUUAUUUUUUUUGUGGUCUCUUAUAUUAUGUUGGCAGUUAUUACUUGCAGUUAAACCCAAUGUUUACACACAUAUAUCUGUAUUAUUUACUUUCCUUUUUUGGAACAUUUAAGUUGAUCUUUUUAUUAUAUGUAUUUGUUUGUGUUUGUUUCAGCAUUAUACCUGUAAUAAAAUGGGAUUUUUACUUCUCAGAUUGUUUUAUUUGAGUUAUUUCCAAAAAGCCUAAAGAGGAGUAACCAUUUAGAAUUUAAUAAGAAAAGAG